GGGAGGAGAGGAGGGGUGGGGGGCAGGAAAAACACUAAAGGGGUAGCUAUGGAGAUGGAGCGUUUUCCUGGCUGCUUUCUUUGACAGGUGUUGAGUGGGACAAAAGUCUUAAAACAGAAUCCAGCAUGUACGCCAAAGGUAAAGGAGCCGUCGUCCCUUCCGACAGCCAAGCGCGAGAAAAGUUAGCUUUAUAUGUGUACGAGUAUUUGCUGCAUGUCGGCGCACAGAAAUCAGCACAGACCUUCCUGUCAGAGAUCCGAUGGGAGAAGAACAUCACACUUGGGGAACCACCAGGAUUUUUACAUUCAUGGUGGUGUGUAUUCUGGGAUCUGUACUGCGCUGCCCCGGACCGGAGGGAGACAUGCGAACAUUCCAGCGAGGCCAAGGCUUUCCAUGACUAUAGUGCGGCCGCUGCCCCCAGUCCAGUGAUGGGCAACAUGCCACCCAACGAUGGCAUGCCAGGGGGACCCAUGCCUCCGGGCUUCUUUCAAGGUCCACCAGGAUCUCAGCCUUCCCCUCACACACAGCCUCCCCCACACAACCCCAGUAAUCCCAUGAUGGGACCUCACGGACAGCCAUUCAUGUCUCCACGGUACCCAGGUGGCCCCAGGCCCGCCCUCCGUAUGCCAAAUCAGCCUCCUGGGGGCAUCCCCGGGUCACAGCCUCUCCUGCCAAACAGCCUGGACCCCACCAGACCUCAAGGACAUCCAAACAUGGGAGGUCCAAUGAGAAUGAAUCCCCCCCGAGGCAUGGGAGGGAUGGGUCCACAGAACUACGGUGGAGGGAUGAGGCCUCCUCCGAACUCCAUGGGGCCAGGGAUGCCGGGCAUGAACAUGGGUCCUGGUGGAAGAGGUCCGUGGCCAAACCCCAACUCAAACUCAAUAGCAUAUUCAUCUUCAUCUCCAGGCAACUACGUGGGCCCUCCAGGGGGAGGCGGCCCACCAGGAACUCCCAUCAUGCCUAGCCCCGGAGAUUCAACAAACUCGAGUGAAAACAUCUACACAAUGAUGAACCCCAUCGGCCCUGGUGGAAAUAGACCUAAUUUCCCGAUGGGACCGGGUCCUGACGGGCCAAUGGGUGGAAUGGGUGGUAUGGAGCAGCAUCAUAUGAACGGGUCACUAGGCUCUGGUGACAUGGAUGGGUUGCCAAAGAAUUCUCCCAACAACAUGGCAGGCAUGAACAAUCCCCCCGGCACUCCGCGGGAUGACGGCGAGAUGGCAGGCAACUUUUUAAACCCAUUCCAAAGUGAAAGUUAUUCACCCAACAUGACGAUGAGUGUGUGAUUUUUAUUUUUUAUUUUAUUUUAUUUUAUUUCUUUUUCAUCUCCCCCUUAUCCCAAUCUCCCUCUCCCGUCUGCCCCGGUGCAUCUUGCAUUACCUUCCUCCCUCCAUCCCACCUCCUCCUCUUCUUCCUCUUCUUCCUCCUCCUCCUCCUCCUCCUCCUCCUUGUGGACGGUGUGCUGCGCCACACAGCACCUGAGGAUACCCCUGGAAAGCAGGACUCCCCAUAAGGCCCCCCAUCCCAACGCCUGCAAAAUGGGUGUGAGAACAUGAAAACGGCGUCCAAGCAACAUGAAGGGUCUCCUCUCCGCUUCUCCUCGGCUGCCGGGCCCCAACGAGGGGCCCUCGGACAGUGAUAGCUCAACCUGCUCCAAGCCCAUCUCUCCCAAACGCAAAGCCUGCCCCUAUGGGUGUCAUGACAGCCCAAUCAAGAUGCCCCCAUUGCAUCUACCACCACUCUAUUAAACCAUGCUGAUCAUCACUUAUGAGGGCAUGCAGUAGUUGACUGACAGGGCGGGGGUGUAAACCCUCGUGCAGGAAUGAUAUUAAAUAAGAAAAAAAAAAAGAUGAACUGAUGAUGUUAUUUUGGGGCAAGAAUGGUUUUCAUUAAAUGUUUGUAUUUUGUUGUUGUUGUUGAUGAUGAUAAUAUUAUUGUUAUAAUUUUCAUAAUUGAUUAUUAUUCUACUAAUGUAGUUAUGAUUUCCUGUAAAGGGCACAUUUUAUCUCAGCAGCAGCAUCAACAAUGACAGAAUAAGCACACACUCGAAAAAAUGCACAAUGAUUUUCUGUUUACAUGAUUUUAGGUUAUUUGUUGUUUGUUUUUUUGUCACCGUCUCAUUUGACGUACCUGUCCUUUAAAGUUCCUUCCGAACUUGUAGCUCGUGUCUUUGCCUUCCAGAUAUUUGUAGCAGCAUUUUCCAUAAACUAUCAAACCAAGAGAGAUUGUGAUAAUUGAUUAUAAUUAAGAAGUUUUUGUAUCCCAGCUAAAACGCUCCACACAGUCACAACAAAUUGCUGUUUUCUGGUUCAAGGUGUCUGUUGACAGGUGCCAGCAUUUUGUGGAUCCUCUCGUCUCCUCUGUGGAUUUCGUCUCGUCUGUAAAUACAACAAUCGCUUGUAUUGUGGCUGUUUUAUUAUUUGUUAUUUACAAGUUGUCUGUGAAUCCUGAAAUUUGGUUCCUUCCCCCUUCAUCACGUCAUUUGAUUUCAGCCAUUUAAUGUGGACUCGUUCGAGUGGCACUGUUUUCCUCCCAGGACUCAUUCUGGUCUCUCCUCAGUUUUUUUCUGGACUGUCAGGGAGAUAAUCAUGAGGCUUUCGUGCUUUGAGUCUGGGUUGAACUCGCAGAUCCCUUAUGAUCCACUUUCUGAACCCAGGCUAAACAACAGUCUCCUCGGAGCUCCCAUCGACCUGUUCCCUCAGCGAGCCUCUUGCGUGUCGGAUAAUGGAUGCAGAGGAUUGGACGGCUGUAGCAGUGCUGCUGAUGGGAGCAGAAUGACGUACCUACGGGCGUUAACAGGCCAUUCUGCCACAUUAUUCUAAAGAAGAGGAACAAUUAUCAGAUACUAUUGUGGUGGAUUUAUUCCUAUUUUUUGUGGAUUUUUUUUAAUUUUUUUUAAAUGUAUACAAUUUAGGAAAAGAAAAGAAACUUAAAGCCCAUAAAAUCUGCACACAAAGAGAAGCCUAGCUACAUGUUUCACUAUUUAAUUUGUUUCUUUCUGUUUGUUUUGUACUCUUGGCCUGAUAAACUCACUGUUUCAAGGAGCACAUACUGUGUUCAAACCAACAAUAACUAAACAACCAGUGUAGCCUCUAUGGUUGAUGGGGGUGUACUUAUCAAUUUUCUGAUAUCAGCGUGAACAGAUUGAACCCAGAGUUCAACAGGGUGGUCUCCAGGUUUUUGGCUGUCAGUGGCCCGGGAACUCUCUCCAGUGUUCCUUCAAUUUAGUGACACACACCUGCCUUCUUUUCCUCUUUCCUCCCAUCCCUCACUCCCUCAAAACCUCUCUCCCUUUCUCUUUACUUUCUCUUUUUCUGUAAAUACUGUAUAAUGCAUUUUGAUAUCAUUGACAUGUUUUGAUAUGUCAGUCACUACCAAUGAAUACAGCUGAAAGUAAAUUAUAAAUAAAACUGUCCAUGUUUUUCACAGAGAUCGGAUGCGGUGACGAUUUGGCUCGCGUGGCUAAAUUUCCAUUUUAAAAAAUGUAUAGAAACACAGUAACACAAUAAAUGCAGACUGUAUGCUAAAGACUUGUUUGGUUGGGGGGAAGAUGGGACAGAGAGAGGACAGGACAGAGAGAAGCAAAUGAGCUGCGGCGUCCUCGCUCUGCCCUCGUCUCCAUACGCUUCAGUUUAAAUGUUACUAUUGGCUGCGAUUGAUCGGAAUCGUUUUUCUAAAGGGCGUCUUCUCACAAGAAAAAACAUGUGACCUCAUAUUGCAGUUUUUAAUAUGAAGGAUUUUUAUCAAUUUAAGAACUUUUAAAAAGGAGAAAAACACUUAAGAGAACCUCAUUUUAAAUUAAGAAUAGAUUUAAAAAGAAAAAAAGUAAUACUUAUGGGGAAAAACUGUGUCCUUUGCUAUUUACUCCUGUGAUAGCUUUGUAUAGAUUGAAGCUCUCUCACUGAUCCUCUCUCAGUCCUCUGUGUAUAUCGAUCGUUGGCCAUCUCUGUACUUCUAUUGUGAUGUAUAAUACUGUACCAUUAGGAAGAUUUGCUGGUCGGGUGGGGUGGGGGAAGGGAAUAUAAAUGAUGCUCCUGUACCAUUCAUGGUCCUUUCUGAUGACACGGCAGUAUUCAAUAUGAAGCAGUCUGUCUCUUGGGUUUGCUUUGUAUUUCAUGGUAGGAUAGUUCAGAAUCUUGUCUUAGGGACUUAGGUGUCUUGUGUAGGUAAUAAAGAUGUUCUUUGUAUGUUUCUUUAUAUUGUAAAGUUUCUUUAGACUGAAAGAAAAACAGAUGAUUUGCUUAUCAAAAAAGAAACAAUGCAUCAAUAAUAAAUGUCAUUUGAUUUUU
Molecule: messenger RNA, 4286 nt
Organism: Hippoglossus stenolepis (Pacific halibut)
Lineage: Eukaryota; Metazoa; Chordata; Actinopteri; Pleuronectiformes; Pleuronectidae
Gene: ssbp4
Product: single stranded DNA binding protein 4
Exons: 17
Coding region: 126-1283 (385 amino acids)
Biological process (GO): positive regulation of transcription by RNA polymerase II
Cellular component (GO): nucleus
Molecular function (GO): single-stranded DNA binding; protein binding
Source: RefSeq, a predicted model, not a curated record